AAAAUUUUAAACCCUUUAAGACUUCACGAAAUGGCUUACCAUUACAGUAAUCCUUCGAAUCCUGCUUAUGGUUAUAAGUUUGAGGAAGGCAAAACCACAAAUAAUGGACAGAUUCCGAAGGAGAUACAGCCGAGUAAUUAUACCAGUGGGUGGGGACACCCAGCUAUGCAGAUGCCCAUGGAUAGAUACUAUGGAAAAUUUCCCGCGGAAAAUAUUCCUAAGGCGCCUGUUUUCAACAAUACUGUUCCAAAGGAAGAAGAUGACUUUGAGAGAUCAAUUUCCAUGCCAUCAGAGUAUAAUUUUACUGAAGUUAAUGAUAAACCUUUGGCUGUGUAUCCUGGGACUAAUUAUGCGUAUUCUACUAAGACAGAGAACGAGCUGAGGGCUCCCUCAGCUCGUUCUCAUGAGGAGAGGGAGAAGUCCAUGAAUUAUUCCCCUCCUAGUAAUUUGUUAGACCAGAUUUCUACUAGUGCCAAGCCGGUGAAUUUGAGCACAGAUUAUACAUCAAAAGUGGUAGAUAUCCGCUCGAAGGUAGUCCCUAUGGUGAUGUCAGGAACAGAGAGAGGAGAGUGGAAUUCACAUGUUAUAUUUAAAAUUAAAUCUAAAACUGAUUCGAGUAUUUCGAGGAAAUCUCUGAUCUUUGAACUUACUAUGGAAGAUGACCCCCAAUUCUUAUACACUUAUGAGUUUGGAGAAGGAGAAUGCCAUGAAUUAUCAAGAGUUCAAGGUGUGACUAUUGAAUUUCAUAAAUUCCCAGAGGCAUUUUUCUCGACUUUCUUGGAUCAAUGCAUUGACAAGCGUGAAGAGCACAAUCUUCCAGAUUAUUACAGGUAUUGAACCCUUGAGUUCGAUCAACUAAACAAAUCAGCUAAAUUUACUGUGAUGAAGAAGGAGAAGUAUACACUUAUCCCAUCGGUUUACUUCAUAUUCAAGAGUUCAAGUGAUGAGAAUAAGAUAGCUUUCCUUAGCACCAAUAUUAAGGAUUUGAAAGAGGCAAUUACCUCUCUUUCAGAGCAAUUGAACUCCAAGAUCAAUGAGCUGCAGGGAUCUCACCAGUAUAUUCAAGAAUUACGCAAACAAAUUGAGGAUAAACAUGGUGAGUUUUCUCAGUCUGAAGCAGAAGGAAAAUCUGCAAAGCUUAGAGUUGAAGAUCUUUCCAAAACAAAGGAAGACCUUGAGCAACAACUCAAUGCCAGAACAACCGAGUUAGAACGGAUCAAGGUAAAUCAUGAAGCAGUCACUAAGGAAAGAGAUGAACUCCUCAAAAACAAAAUUGAAAUUGAAGGACAGAACAAAGCUAUGGCGAAUACUAUCCAGAACCUGGAACGUGACUGUUCCUCGAACAAGAACAAUAUCGAGAAGCUAAUAGAGGAGAACAAGGAACUUAGAGAGUUAAAAAUAAACAACAGCAGAGAUCUCACAGAACUCCAGGUCAAAAAUGAGCAUUUGAAUAAAGAAAUCUUGGACAAGUCCCAAUCUGUUGCUGAUAAGGAUACUAUCAUCAAGACACAGAGUAACCAAAUUGACCAACUGAAGGAACAAGUGCAAGGUCUUGACAAGAAGACGAAGAAAAUGGAGUACAAGCUCAAUACAGCUUGCGACCAAAUCACUAAAGGCAAUAAAUACAUUGAAAAAACUCAAGAGAAAAAUAAGGUUUUGAAAGAAAAGAAUUCAGACAUUCAGAAGAAAUUCAAUCGCCUUGAGCAAAGUUCUCAAGAAUAUGCUGAUAAAGCUGAAAAGGAGUUGAAGGAGCUUAGAGAAAUUGCCAAGGAGGCUGAAGAGCUGAGGAGUACUAAUCAGUACUUGAAUAGAAAGUUGACAGAUCAGACAAAACUUAAUGAGAAAUCUGGACUUGCAAUGAAUAAUGUAUCAAAAUUCCAACCCUCAAUAAAUCCUGUGACUACCUCUCCUUCAAGGUUUGAUCCGUCUAGAAUUCCAACAACUGGAUUGAAUAGACCUCCUGCUUUCCAAUCUUCUUUCCUAAGCAAAGCUGGCAACUCAAGCGAAAGACCUCCAGUUGGAUCUGAAAUUGGAAGACCUUCGUUCAGAAACACUCAGUUUACUCCAACUUCGAAUUACCAAAAAUCCCCUUGAUCAAGAUAUUCUGAGAACAGAGCUCCUAAUAUGGAACCUCCUGGCUCUUCUCUGCAUUCAGUGAAUUUCUCAGGAAUGUCUGGAGCAAAUAGCCUUCACUCAAGUUAUAGUGUCCAUAAGGAGCCAAAUAGUCAGAUGUCUUUCAUGCAUACAACGAAGCCAGGGCCAAAACCAACAGAUUCCUCCUCUAAGCCAGUUGAUUAUUCCUCGAAGCCAGCAAACGCAAACUCAUUAGAAAGAACAUCUCAUGAUAAAUCUCCUUUAGAAGCAGAUGCAGGGAGUGAUGAUGACAGUGAUGACAACGAAGAAGGAAUUGUGCCUGUAAAAUACUUCUAA
Moneuplotes crassus is the source of this 2430-nucleotide messenger RNA. Lineage: Eukaryota; Ciliophora; Spirotrichea; Euplotida; Euplotidae. The record is from the annotation of a GenBank genome assembly.